This is a messenger RNA of Dipodomys spectabilis (banner-tailed kangaroo rat), 1714 nucleotides long. RefSeq names its product inositol polyphosphate-5-phosphatase K (gene Inpp5k). NCBI's taxonomy places the organism in Eukaryota, Metazoa, Chordata, Mammalia, Rodentia, Heteromyidae. The record is from RefSeq and is a predicted model, not a curated record. Gene Ontology annotation, cellular component: cytoplasm; plasma membrane; endoplasmic reticulum. Gene Ontology annotation, molecular function: inositol bisphosphate phosphatase activity; phosphatidylinositol-3,4,5-trisphosphate 5-phosphatase activity; phosphatidylinositol-4,5-bisphosphate 5-phosphatase activity. Bases 137 to 1498 code for a protein of 453 amino acids. The transcript is spliced from 12 exons. Gene Ontology annotation, biological process: negative regulation of glycogen biosynthetic process; phosphatidylinositol dephosphorylation; negative regulation of peptidyl-serine phosphorylation.
CGAAGCGGGCGGUCAGAAUCCGGAAGAAAAACAAGCCGGCGAGAGGGGCGAACGAGACCUGCGCUGGAGAGGCUGCUCUGGCCUCCACCGGCCGGAGCGGGGAGACCAGAGCCCGCGGCGGGGCCACCGGGUGGGGAUGAUGGCGGCUGUCAACCAGCGGAAGCCGAGCGGACCCAAACGCACUAAGCUCAGUAUACAUGUUGUGACAUGGAAUGUGGCUGCAGCAGCUCCCCCUCAAGACCUGAGUGACCUACUUCUCCUGAACAACCAGAACCUGAAUCUGGAUAUGUAUAUUAUUGGUUUGCAGGAAAUGAACUCUGGGAUCAUAAGCCUUCUUUCUGACACUGCCUUUGAAGACCCAUGGAGCAGUUUCUUCAUGGACGUACUUUCUCCUCUGAAUUUCAUCAAGAUCUCUCAUGUUCGCAUGCAGGGGCUUCUCUUACUGCUCUUUGCUAAGUAUCAACAUCUGCCGUUCAUCCAGAUCCUCUCAACAAAAUCUACUCCCACUGGCCUCUAUGGGUACUGGGGAAACAAAGGAGGAGUCAACAUCUGCCUGAAACUUUAUGGCUAUUAUGUAAGUAUCAUCAACUGUCACCUGCCUCCCCAUCUAUACAACAAUGACCAGCGGUUGGAACACUUUGACCGGAUCCUGGAGACACAGAAUUUUGAGGGAUCUGCUAUUCCCAACGUCUUGGAUCAUGACCUUAUUCUGUGGUUUGGAGACAUGAACUUUCGGAUUGAGGACUUUGGCUUGCACUUUGUCCGGGAAUCCAUAACAAAUAAGAACUUCAGCCAGCUGUGGGAGAAGGAUCAGCUUAGAAUUGCCAAGAGAGAUGACCCACUGCUCCGAGAGUUCCAGGAGGGUCCCCUGCUCUUCCCACCCACCUACAAGUUUGAUAAGAAGUCCAACAACUAUGAUACCAGUGAGAAAAAACGCAAGCCUGCAUGGACCGACCGCAUCCUAUGGAGAUUGAAGCGGCAGCCCUAUACCAAGCCCCUCACCCCUUGUCUUCCAACCCCCUACUUCUUCCUGUCUUUGAAGAGCUACGUCAGCCACAUGAUGUACAGCAUCAGUGACCAUAAACCUGUUACCAGCACCUUUGACUUGGAGUUGAAUCCACUGAUGUCUGUUCCACUGAUAACCAUGAUGCCUGAGAGCCUGUGGACCAUGGAAAAUGACAUGUUGAUCAGCUACUCCUCCUCCCCAGACUUCCUCAGCAGCUGCUGGGACUGGAUUGGACUAUACAAGGUGGGAAUGCGCCACAUUUAUGACUAUGUGUCCUAUGUCUGGGCUGGGGACAACCAGGUCUCCAUGAGCGACAACCUGAAUCAGGUAUACAUCAACAUCAACGAUAUCCCUAAGACUGAGGAUGAGUUUCUCCUCUGUUACUACAGUAACAGUAGGAACUCUGUAGUGGGAAUAAGCAAACCCUUCAAGAUCCCGCUUCGCUUCUUUCUGAAGGACAAUUCACUGGAUGAGGAUGAACCACGAAUCUAAGCUGGACUAGGAAUGAGUGAAGCCAGGGUGGAGGCUAGAACUGGCAGCCUACUCUGCUUGAACUGCUGCCAGGAUUACUAGGAGCCCAGCCGGGCCCUGCCCCUGAGGAAGGAGCCAAGUAACCUACACUUCCAGGGGGAGCUCAGCCAGACUCCCUUUGCUUUCUCUAGGCCAGAUCUCUGAAAUUGGCACUCAAAUACAGGUUUUUGUUGCUGA